This is a messenger RNA of Schistocerca piceifrons (Central American locust), 3681 nucleotides long. RefSeq lists its product as uncharacterized. Gene Ontology annotation, biological process: protein phosphorylation; cell surface receptor protein tyrosine kinase signaling pathway; positive regulation of kinase activity. Bases 1 to 3681 code for a protein of 1226 amino acids. NCBI's taxonomy places the organism in Eukaryota, Metazoa, Arthropoda, Insecta, Orthoptera, Acrididae. Gene Ontology annotation, molecular function: ATP binding; collagen binding; protein tyrosine kinase collagen receptor activity. The record is from RefSeq and is a predicted model, not a curated record. The transcript has 19 exons. Gene Ontology annotation, cellular component: signaling receptor complex.
AUGACAGAGAUCGUCCUCAACCAGAAAACCUCUCCAGCGUCCUCUGGCCGCUGCCACGUGGCGCUGGGCAUGGAGGAGGGCCGCAUCCCGGACUCCGCGGUCUCCGCCAGCUCCUCCUAUGAGCCAAAGUCCGUGGGGCCGCAGAACGCCAGGAUCCGUCAGGAGAAGAACGGCGGCGCGUGGUGCCCGAAGGCGCAGAUCAGCAGCGAGGUGCAGGAGUUCCUCGAGGUGGACCUGGGCCGGCCGCACCUCAUCACCGCCACCGAGACGCAGGGCCGCUUCGGCAACGGCCAGGGACAGGAGUACGCCGAGUCCUUCCACCUGCUCUACUGGAGGGACGCGCUGCAGCGCUGGGCCGUCUACAAGGACGCGCAGGGCCGCAAGGUGCUGGCGGGCAACCGCAACACCUACCUGGCGGUGCGUCAGCAGCUGGAGCUGCCGUUCGUGGCGAGCCGCGUGCGCUUCAUGCCCUACUCGCAGCACACCAGGACCGUCUGCAUGCGGGUCGAGCUCUACGGCUGUCCCUGGACGCAGAGCGUGCUGAGCUACUCGGCGCCGCGCGGCGAUCGCUGGUCCCCGGAGCUGCGGCUGGAGGACCUCAGCUACGACGGCGGGCUGGACGGCCGCGGGGUCACGGCCGCCGGCCUGGGGCAGCUCGUCUUAUGUGCCGUCCAUUUGAAGCCCGUAGCACCGGCUUGUCGGCCUCUACGUGUGGACACUGAUGUGCUGUUUUCGUGUUGCCUGGCAGACUGGCGGUGGGUGGGCUGGCACAACGAGAGCCGCCACGGCCAGCCCGUGGAGCUGGAACUCCAGCUGGACGGCGCCAGGGAGCUGACGGCGGCGCGCCUGCACGCCCUCCACCGGCCCGACCACGGCGUCCAGUCGCAGCGCUCGACGCUGUUCGGGCUGUACCUGCUGCGUGUGUUCGGCCCGUGCAUCCCGGCACGCUACGGCGCCGUGCACCAGCAACUCGCAGGCGCUGGCGUCCAGCACUGGAAUCCAGCGCCCGCCGUCGCAGCUCCAGUACGUGCUGGCGCCACGCUAGCCCACUCCGACCUAGGAGUACGGGUCUUCUCUACUGAACUGGGUGUUCUCCAAGGUGGGAGCCAGCUGUGUGACUGUGCAGGUGUUCUCCAAGGUGUGAGCUGGCUGUGUGACUGUGCAGGUGUUCUCCAAAGCCUGAGGCCACUGUGUGGUUGUGCAGGUGUUCUCCAAGGUGUGAGCCCACUGUGUGCCUGUGCAGGUGUUCUCCAAGGUGUGAGCCCACUGUGUGCCCUUGCAGGUGUUCUCCAAGGUGUGAGCCAGCUGUGUGACUGUGCAGGUGUUCUCCAAGGUGUGAGCCCACUGUGUACCCUUGCAGGUGUUCUCCAAAGUGUGAGCCCACUGUGUGCCUGUGCAGGUGUUCUCCAAGGUGGGAGCCCACUGUGUGCCCUUGCAGGUGUUCUCCAAGGUGUGAGCCAGCUGUGUGCCCUUGCAGGUGUUCUCCAAGGUGUGAGCCCACUGUGUGCCUGUGCAGGUGUUCUCCAAGGUGUGAGCCAGCUGUGUGGCUGUGUGCAGGUGUUCUCCGAGGUGUCGGUGUACCUGAGCCUGGACGGGCGGCACUACCAGGCGGCACUGACGCGGCGCGUCGCCCCCCCGCCCGGCGAGCCGGCCGUCAACGUCAGCAUCUCGCUGCAGCAGCGCGUGGCGCGCUUCCUGCGGCUGCACCUGCGCUUCGCCGACCAGUGGAUGCUGCUCAGCGAGGUCUCGCUGGACUCUGUGGCCGUGCCGCGCAACGUGUCGGAGCAGAUGCUGGAGCAGAUGUUCUUCCAGCAGGACAACGCGCUGCAGGAGCCGGAGAGCCAGGACUCGCAGACUGCAGCUGUCGAGACGUCGCACGCCCGCAAGGAGGUCACGAAAGCGACGAGCGCGGCGGGCGCGCAGCAGGCGUACGUGGGGCUGGUGGGCGGCCUGCUGGCGACGGGGCUGCUGCUGGCGCUGGCGGGGGCCGCCGUGCUGGUGGUGCGCCGCGGCCGCCAGAAGGUGGCGCUGCUGGCGGCCAAGCCGUGCGGCGGCUUCUCGCCGGCGGGCGGCGGCUGCGCGGCGGCGGCGGCGGCGGCGCUGCCCCGGGGGGCGGCCGGGGGCGGCGUCUCGAUGCGCGGCCUGCAGCUGUCGACGCCGCCGGUGCUGGCGCGCGUGCUGGGGGUGGCCGGACACGCCAGGGUGGCCGCCGCCGCCCCCGCCGCCCCCGCGCCCCACGCCGCCGUCUGCAGCCUGUACGGCGGCCGCGGCGACGACAGCGCCAGCGCCAGCGGCAGCAACGGCGACGACAGCGAGAACUCGAGCGUGUACCACGAGCCCUACAAGCUGCUCUCCGCACAGCACGAGUACGGCUGCCUGCUGGCGCCCUCCAAGAGCCACGACUUCGCCGGUCACUUCCGUGUCGUCCUAAACUGCUGGGUCACCUUUCGGUGGACCAAAAUAAAAAGCGCGGAGGCGGCGGAGAAAUGUGCUGAUUGUCUUAAUGCGCUCAUCCGCGCUCGCUGCCGCUUAAUGAGUGACGGCGGGCUGCACCCGCCGCUUCUCGUUGCAGACUUCCCGAGCGCGAGCGUCAGCAGCUUCCAGGAGGAGGCGGCGCGCUUCGCGGGGGGCGCCACCGGCCAGCCGGAGAACUACUACGCCGCCACGGACAUCGUCAAGAGCGGCCGCUGCGAGCAGCACCUGCGGCCGGGGUGCUUCACGACGCUGCGGCUGCCGGGGGCCGAGCCGCCCGCGGACGGCCUCCACCUGCUGGAGUACCCCAGGCACCGCCUGCGGCUCGUCGAGAAGGUCGGCGAGGGCAGCUUCGGCAUGGUGCUGCUCUGCGAGGCGGACGGAGCGCCGGAGCUCAACGGGCUGACCAGCUCCCACAAGAAGAGGCUGGUGCUCGUUAAGUCCCUGUGGCGGGGCUGCAGUCAGCAAACCAGGGAGGAGUUCCUGCGCGAGUGUGGCUGGCUGUCCAGCCUUCAGGACAGCAACGUGUGCCGCACGCUGGCCGUCUGCUCGGCCGAGGAGCCUCUGUGCGCGCUGCAGGAGCACGGGGACCUGGGGGCGCUGCCCUCCGUGCUGCGCGAGCACACGCCGGACUCCAUCAGUUCGAGUCUCGGUCCGGCACACAGCUACGGCUGCCUCAUCUACCUGGCGACGCAGAUCGCGGCGGGCAUGAAGUACCUGGAGGGCCUCAAGCUGGUGCACCGGGACCUGGCCGCCAGGAACUGCGUGGUGGGCCCGGACUUCAGCCUGAAGGUGUCGGACCACGCCAUGUUCUGCUCGCGCUACGACCUCGACUACUACCUGAGCGACACGCAGACCAAGCUGCCCGUGCGCUGGAUGUCCUGGGAGAGCGUGCUGCUGGGCGAGUACUCGACCAAGAGCGACGUGUGGGCGUUCGGCGUGACGCUGUGGGAGACGCUGACGCUGUGCGCGGUGCAGCCGCUGGCGGAGCUGAGCGACCAGCAGGUGGUGGAGAACUGCAGCCGGUGGCAGCUGGACGACGGCCGCCAGCGCUGCCCCGCGCGGCCCGCAGCCUGCCCCCGCGAGCUCUUCGACCUGAUGGCCGAGUGCUGGCGCCGCGACGCCGCGCUGCGCCCGCGCUUCGCCGAGAUACACCUCUUCCUGCAGCGCAAGAACCUCGGCUACGGGCCGUCGCCGGCGCCCGGCUAG